GAGAAAGCCCAGCAAACUCUGAAGAGCAGCAUGAGCUCUCCUGUCAACAGGUAAGACGAGAAACCUGACGCGCAACCUGCUGCUCUGAGGGAAGUAAAGCAUGUCUGAGCAGAACUGAGGAACCUGCGCGUGGAUGAUCUGGACUCUGAAGUUCUUCAGCCUUUGAUUACCAUGAGGACUAGACUAGACUAGACUGGACUAGACUAUCAUGCGCUGCGAAAGACUCCGAAGCAAGAAGAGCCCUGGACGCAGAUUUCUCAUUGCAGCAUCUGUUGUGAUAUGAUGAUGGCCUCGGAGCUGCUGUGUGGACUCCUCUUCAGACUGCUGCUGCCACUGGGCCUCGCCGCAGCAUGUUUGUUCCGGUACAACUGGCUGUCCUUCGUCUACCUCAUCUUCCUCUUACUCGUCCCACUCUUCGCCGAGCCGACAAAGACAACGAUGCAGGGUCACACGGGGCGCUUGCUGAAAUCCCUGUGCUUCACCAGUAUGACGUUCCUGCUGCUGCACAUCAUCUACCAAAUCACAAUCAACAGUCUGUUAGCAGGAGACAACAUCAAGCCUAACUUCAACUGUUCAUCAUGGGAGAGAUCAAUACGGCAGCUGGGCUUCGAAAGGUAAGAGAUUGUCUUCUUCAGAUGAGAGAGCUGGGCUCCUCCGUGUGAAUGUUGGCAACACAAAACACAU
Sinocyclocheilus grahami is the source of this 684-nucleotide messenger RNA. Its product is annotated as piezo-type mechanosensitive ion channel component 2-like. The transcript has 4 exons. Bases 280 to 618 code for a protein of 112 amino acids. Gene Ontology annotation, cellular component: membrane. Lineage: Eukaryota; Metazoa; Chordata; Actinopteri; Cypriniformes; Cyprinidae. The record is from RefSeq and is a predicted model, not a curated record. Gene Ontology annotation, molecular function: mechanosensitive monoatomic ion channel activity.